CUCCGUUCUCACCCUAUGCUAUCAACAAUACGCUAUAGCGGCGUUAUAGCGUUUUGCGGUGGUACUAAACUGCUAUUUUAAAAUAGCAUUUUCGAAUAGUGGUGACACUGUUAUCGACGCUACUGACCACUAUUUACCACGAACUCCGUCAGCGCUAUAGUGAUGCUACACUCGCUUUUACAAUUUCGUACACAUUUGGGCUACUUUGACAAAGAAAAAACCGAUGAUGGGCUAUUUGAAUAUUAAAUUUGUAUUUUCUUAAUUCGCCCGAUACAACUUUUCUUUCUCAUCUCCUUCUGUACUUAGAAACCACAAACGACUUGAGAAGAUGGAGCCCGUCGAAUCAGCAGCCAACCUCCGUUCACAAUUCCAUGAAGUUCUUCGUAGUCGGCGUUCUCCUUUAGUUCCGAAACUACAUAUACUUCAGACACUACCUGCAAAACCCGUGGUGGAGCCCUUAUUUCAGGGAAUACCUGUUGACUUUGAGGUAAUGACACACUACCCGAAACCACGCAUUCCUAACUUCGAGGCACUGCUCAAUGAAGAAAACUUUUACUUAAUCACUGAGGGAGGAGAGCAAGGGCGAGUGCCUGUGCUCGUUUUGAGCAUGAAAGAAAGCACACAAUCAAAAAGACCAGCUGUUGUUUAUUUGCAUCCAACAAAUGCAAACAAAGAGUAUCUACGCCCUUUACUUGAGGAUUAUGCUUCACGUGGAUAUAUUUCAAUUGCCAUUGAUUCUCGUUACCAUGGAGAUCGUGCCAAAACUUGUACCGCCUAUCAAGAUGCACUUGUUUCAUCAUGGAAAAGAGGUGAUACAAUGCCAUUUAUAUAUGACACGGUGUGGGACCUUAUAAAGUUGGCAGAUUAUCUAACUGAAAGAGAUGAUAUAGACCAUUCCAAGAUAGGAAUCACUGGGAAUUCACUUGGAGGAAUGCAUGCAUGGUUUGCUGCUUUUAUUGAUACACGUUAUUCAGUUGCUGCCCCAGUAAUUGCUGUUCAGGGCUUUCGGUGGGCCAUAGAUAAUGAUCAAUGGCAAGCUCGAGUUGAUAGUAUUAAGCCUGUGUUUGAAGAAGCAAGGAUUGAUUUAGGGAAGGAAGCCAUUGACAAAGAGGUUGUGGAAAAGGUUUGGCACAGAAUAGCUCCUGGGUUAGCAUCUGAGUUUGACUCACCUUAUACGGUGCCAGUCAUUGCACCACGCCCUUUGUUGAUUAUAAAUGGUGAAGACGAUCCCCGUUGCCCAAUCGAAGGUAUUGAUGUUCCCAUAUCAAAAACACAAAAGGCUUUCGAAGAUGCCCAACUUUUGAAUCAUUUCAAGGUGAUAAUCGAACCAGGAAUUGGACAUGACGUGACUCCAUCAAUGCUUAAAGAAGUGAGUGAUUGGCUUGACAAGUUUCUCAAACCGUAGAAGUUUCUCAUGCAUACCUAUGUAUCUUAUCCUCGACUGAAUAUUGUUGUAUACUGAAAAACUAUAUGCAUAUCAGCUAAAUAAAGCUUCGGCAUUGUUGUUUUUACUGAACACAA
Messenger RNA from Lactuca sativa (garden lettuce), 1521 nucleotides. RefSeq lists its product as uncharacterized. The record is from RefSeq and is a predicted model, not a curated record. Gene Ontology annotation, molecular function: serine-type peptidase activity. Gene Ontology annotation, biological process: proteolysis. Lineage: Eukaryota; Viridiplantae; Streptophyta; Magnoliopsida; Asterales; Asteraceae.